Molecule: messenger RNA, 990 nt
Organism: Canariomyces notabilis
Lineage: Eukaryota; Fungi; Ascomycota; Sordariomycetes; Sordariales; Chaetomiaceae
Exons: 1
Coding region: 107-910 (267 amino acids)
Source: RefSeq, a predicted model, not a curated record
CUGUUCUGGCAUCAGAAUCGCGACGACAGUGAAAUACCAAAUAUCUGUCUCACACCCGGCUUGUGUCCUUGCAGAGAGUCAAGAUGUUUAGACCCGAAUUCGAGUCAUGCUCAGCAACCUACUAGCCUUGCCUACGUCUAGAUACGCGAUUGGCCUGGCCAUCCUACCAGUUGCCAUUCCGCUCACCUACCUUCUCUACCUCGACCGCGCCGUCAAAGAGAAGUACAGCGUCGAAACCGGCCUGCGCAGUCGAACGCAACGCGUUUCGACCAUUCAACCGACGGCCCUCACGCCGCCGACGACCCUUCCGCACGAUGUUUUGGACAACAAAUUGGAAUGGGUGUUGGCAUACGAACGGGUCACAUCGGAGCCCGUGCAACUGUCCCGCCCGCCCCUUAACCUGCAAUCGGACCUCUCCGGUUUUCUGACAAGCUAUGUCCGAGGAACCAUGACCGCAUUCAGCCGGACACCACAGGCCUUCGUCCUGUGGGCGUCUGUUGGGGAUAGCCGGUUGAGAAAGACGUUUAACGCCCAGUUCAUCCAAAAUCUCGACUUCCAGGAAGGCGACCGCGUGAAUGGGUUCUGGCGGGUCGCUUACCGAGGCGACGGGAAGUUGCCGGGUAGUAGUGAGCGUAUCGAGUUGCUGCUCGACGCUCCGUCUACCUACAAGGGACCUGUUACCCGGGGCGUGGUCGUCGCCGAAGUGAGCAGGCAGGACAUUGGGGAUCUGGUGUUCAUCAACGAGACUUGGAUGUGGAGGACCAAGAGCGAAGCGUCUGUCUUGUUGGAGCGCAGCAUAGGGCAGUGGCUGCACACUUUGCUUUCGGCGUGGCUUGUGAGGAAGGGUAUCGAGGCUGUGACGGUGAAGAUGGAAUCGGCCUGUGAAGUCAAUUCGACAUGUCAAUCUUAGAGGGCAAGUAGGCUCUAGGCUAUCCCAAGGCGGGACAGUCUCCCCUGGCACAGUGCCUGCCAGAAAAGUCAGCAGUUUAG